Penicillium salamii is the source of this 2283-nucleotide messenger RNA. NCBI's taxonomy places the organism in Eukaryota, Fungi, Ascomycota, Eurotiomycetes, Eurotiales, Aspergillaceae. The record is from the annotation of a GenBank genome assembly.
AUGCCCCUAUUUCGAGAUCCGGACCGUCGGAGUCACUAUAUAUGGUCACCAGACCGUGAUAACCGUGAACACCCGACCACAGGGUCCCCGGGGUCUCAACCGAAUGAAAUGGGCAACGGUGUGCUUAAUGAUUCAGAAACUGCUAGAGCACCUGUUGACUCUAUGGAGCUAUCGCCGUCUGAGUUAAAUUUGCCCAAAUCGUGGGCCAACGACCGGGAGCAGCUCAUACAUCAUAUCAAGGAAUCCUCGUCAUGGAAACAACACACGGUAUGUAGGGUGGACGAUGACGUCUUCAUGCCUCACUUAUGGCAGGAACAGUUCCAAACACCAGGAGCUAAUAUAGACAACAUGCCCAAUACAGAAAACCUGGAAUCGCCGGCCGAUAUCCAGAGGCCUCGAUCGGCGUUGCAUUCGGGCGACUUCAGGGAAGGCCAUGAUCCAAAAUCACCACAGUCACUUUUUGGGGAGCGGAGCUCGAGUUCUCCAUUCGCUCAUUUAAGCUCAUCGCCUACGACUCCCUGGUUUGGAGCACCGAAAUUUGCCCCGGCGUUGCAGCACAUAAGCACGUUGAAUGAUCACGGCCAGUCUGAACGUGCCAGGCAUGCUCGUGCUCGCGCGCCUUCAUUAGGCUCAUUCUCGUCUAGCUAUGUGCUUAAAGCACCUACAAGCCCCCUGGUUUACCAGGCAAAUAAUGCCGACUCGGAUUAUUCACCACAGAUCGGUCCUAUAGACGUUGUGGAUCCAUCGGAGAGAGCAAAUCGCCGUCGAACUCUACCGCCAGAGACAUUUAGAAAUCUCCAAUUCUCUCCGCCGAGUAAUCAAAUGAUCAGUCCGGGUAGCCCAUCCCCAACAAAGCGGCGGCAGGAUUCCUCCAGCCAGAUCCCUCCAACUUCUCCUCGCCGGUCGUUGACUUCGGCGUACAGUCUUCAGCUUGCACCGUCGCCAGCAGGGCAGAUUCCACAAUCGCGAGCGAGAAGACCAUCUUUCGCCUCUGAAGUUUCGGUCAAACCACAUGCUCCAAUGGUUGGUUCCUACGAGGAGUCGAUAUUGCGCGGGCGCAUGUCUAUGAAUCCUUCCAAGCCUCUGGACUUCACGGCUCAGAUUGGUGUGUUAGGCAAAGGAAACUGCAAAGGUGCUCUCAAGUGCCCGCCCCAUGUCACAGUGCCGUUUCCAGUUGUUUUUUACAGCUAUCCAACUUCGGGAUCUGGCCGGUCCAUCUCAGAUGACAAUCCUAGUCCCUACGUUGGACAAAUUGAUCUCGAGCACUCACUGCCAAAAGAGAACCUGCCACCGACCAGACGUCGCAGAAGACACACAAGUCCAUUGGAGCACCGUGACGGCACUCCUGUGGAGGGAUCAAAUCCUGGUCGUACGUCUGAGGUCGGAACACAGCGCCGCCGGGAAAAGAAGCAUCGCAGGUCCGAAUCGCCCAAACGUCCCCCUGGGGGGGCGUACCGGAUUCCUCAACAGGGGCAAUUGCAGAUCAUUAUCAAAAAUCCACAUAAAACGGCGGUGAAACUAUUCUUGGUUCCCUACGACCUCAGCGAUAUGGAGCCUGGCACCAAAACCUUCAUUCGGCAGCGUAGCUACUCGGCAGGUCCGAUCAUUGACAUGCCGCUCAGUGCCCGGAAGAAUUUCGGCACUGAUCGCCCUGAAGCUUCUUUGAAUCCCACAGAAGAUCCCAAAGACAAGCCGACUUUACGAUAUCUCAUUCACCUAAAUAUUUGCUGCCCUUCUCGGGGCCGCUUUUAUUUACAUUCAAGCAUUCGGGUUGUGUUCGCGAACCGUGUUCCGGACGGCAAAGAGAAGCUUCGCAAUGAAAUACAGAACCCUGAGCCUCGGUAUAGCCCAUAUAAGCCCUCUCGCGAAACAUCGAUUCCUGCUCCUGGAUGCCCAAACCCUCGAUCGCCAAUGGACCUUGCAUCUCGCAGACGAAGCGUUGGCCAAGGUCCAUUCUUCAACCUUCAUUCUCCUGUGUCAUCACCAGUCCACCUCCACUCGCAACUAGAUGAUCCAACUCCAAUGGAUCUCACAGAUUCCACUGAGCACUCACACACCCGCGACCUAUCUUUUGGUCAUAACCUCUACCACAGCGAUGCCCACCCUGCAAGCCACCACUCCACUUCAGGUCCAGGUUCAAGCAUCCCCGAACCGGGUGAAAGCCUACUUGCAAAAAGACUUCGGGGCCUUGACGUCCACAGGCAAAAUUCACUAGACGAGCAGUACCCACAUAACAGGGGAUUCCAUGAUCGAUUGUCACCACACGAUCCCCGCCUUCGCUGA